Molecule: messenger RNA, 2477 nt
Organism: Pseudogymnoascus verrucosus
Lineage: Eukaryota; Fungi; Ascomycota; Leotiomycetes; Thelebolales; Thelebolaceae
Product: glyceraldehyde-3-phosphate dehydrogenase 1
Exons: 4
Coding region: 238-2106 (622 amino acids)
Biological process (GO): amino acid transmembrane transport
Cellular component (GO): membrane
Molecular function (GO): amino acid transmembrane transporter activity
Source: RefSeq, a predicted model, not a curated record
AUUGACCUUUUGGUUGAGCUACUAUGCGACUUUGAAGAAUUAGCCCUUUUACCAUAUCUACCUUUGCGUGUACUAAGUCUCCUCUCAAACUCCAUUCAACAUCUCGACAAAUAUAUUUAUAUAUUAGGCGACACCGCUAACUAAAAUACACCCAAUACAUGGUUAAACUACAAACUCCCUCGUGAGACCCUUAAGGCAUUUCCACCAAAUCCUAGCCCCCACUGAGCUAACCUCACGAUGCCUGAAUCACACUCGUUCCACUCGCACCAUGACUACUACUCCGAAGACGUCUCCAACCCCUCCCCUCUCACCUCCAACUCGCCGGGUUACUACGGCAGCUCAACGCACUUCCCUAGCGGCAAGUCCUGGUAUAGUGAUUAUAAGGAGCGGCGUCCGGGUUUCUAUAAGCGGUUCGUGGAUAGCUUCAAGAGUGACCCGAAUCGACGUAGCAUUAAUCCGGCUAUUAAUUCCACUAACCAAUACAACCACAAUGGUGCCUUCAAUCCGCAUAAGGCGGUAUUAGCGACCGCGAACACAGCGCUAGCAAGAAAAUUGAAGGGGAGGCAUCUGCAGAUGAUUGCAAUUGGAGGGAGUAUUGGAACAGGAUUGUUUGUUGCGAGUGGAAGGAUGCUGCAUGAGGGUGGGCCAGCAUCAUUACUGAUCGCGUUCUCACUUAUCGGGGUUAUGCUAUUUUGUACGGUGCAUGCUCUAGGUGAGAUGGCUGUCUUAUAUCCGGUAGCUGGCUCUUUCUCUGCGUAUUCGACGAGAUUUCUUGAUCCAGCAUGGGGGUUCGCUAUGGGUUGGACCUAUGCAAUGCAAUGGCUUAUUAUUCUCCCAAUCGAAAUCGUCGCCGCCAGCAUAACUAUCAAUUUCUGGAAUAAAACGCUCCACCGUUCCAUCUUCGUCACCAUUUUCCUCGUUCUCAUUAUCGCUAUAAACCUCUUCGGCGUUAAAGGCUAUGGCGAAGCCGAGUUCGUUUUCUCCCUUGUCAAAGUCAUUGCAGUGAUCGGCUUCAUCAUCCUUGGCAUCAUCAUCAACUGCGCCGGCAACCCUAACGGCGGCUACAUCGGCGGAAAAUUCUGGGUUGAGCCGGGUCCCUUCAACAACGGCUUUAAGGGCCUCUGCUCCGUCUUCGUGACCGCUGCAUUCGCUUUUUCAGGCACGGAAUUAAUAGGCCUCGCAGCGGCGGAGACGGCAAAUCCGAGAAAGAGCCUACCGAAUGCCAUCAAACAGGUUUUCUGGCGUAUCACCUUAUUUUACAUCGUGAGCUUAACACUGGUGGGUCUCCUAGUAGCAUAUGAUGACAAGCGACUCCUCGACCUCGACGAAGGCAACGCCAAUGCUAACGCCAACACCAACCCCACCGCCACCGCCUCGCCCUUCGUUAUCGCCAUUGAAGACGCCGGUAUUACCGUCCUACCCUCUAUAAUGAACGCCGUGAUUUUAAUCGCCAUAUUAUCCGUUGGCAACAGCGCCGUUUUCGGCAGUACCCGCACCCUAGCAGCGCUAGCUGACCAGGGUCAUGCACCUAAGAUCCUAGGCUACGUUGACCGCAAAGGUCGUCCCAUCGUCGCCAUCGCUAUCGCCAUCGCCCUGGGCCUUGUUGCCUACGCCACUGAAAGCGGGCAGCAUGGCACGGUGCUUAGCUGGAUGCUCGCCCUCUCCGGUCUCUCGAGCAUCUUCACCUGGGGCUCCAUCUGCCUGUCGCACAUACGGUUCCGGCGCGCCUGGGCGCUGCAGGGCCACAACCUCGACGAGCUAGCGUUCGUAUCGCAGCCGGGCGUAGCGGGGAGCUGGGUGGGCGUCAUCUUCAGUGUGCUUGUCCUGGCGGCGCAGUUCUGGACGGGCGCGUGGCCCAUCAAUUACGGCGAGAUCGGCGUGAAAGGGCAGGUGGAGAGCUUUUUCUUAGCGUAUCUAGCGGUCCCGAUCGUGCUGGUCAUGUAUGGGGGCUAUAAGUGGCGGUAUAAGACCAAGGUAUGGAGGCUGAGGGAUAUAGAUCUCCAGACGGGGAUACGGGAGUUUAAUCUAGGGAGGAUAUUGAAGGCGGAAAGGGAGGAGAAAGAGGAGUGGCCUAGGUGGAAGAGGUGGUAUGACCUUGUUUGCUGACAUGGUCCUCGAUUUUAUUACGGUUUGUUUUAUGAAGUUUUGAGGCGAAUGGGAUGAUGAAUCGUCUUGAGGGGCUCGGAGGCUGACCGCAAGGGAGAGUGCGGAUAGAGGAGCGAGGGACAGCGACUACUCAUACUUCUAAGGUUGAGGAAAAGCAGCGUGGUGUAGAUAGGCAGGCAAUUAUGCUUAAACCGAACACGCCAAACUAGAAGAGGACACCGCAAAACCCGAAGUAGAGGCGCUGAACCUGGGCGAGCAAGCACGCGGAAAACCGCGCCCUUCUUGCCGUCGCAUAGUAUACUAUAUAUUUUUACUACUUUAAACGGCUAAUUAUAGAAUUACCACCUAAAUUAUUAUAAAUUAAAUACCAC